Anisakis simplex (herring worm) is the source of this 513-nucleotide messenger RNA. The record is from the annotation of a GenBank genome assembly. NCBI's taxonomy places the organism in Eukaryota, Metazoa, Nematoda, Chromadorea, Rhabditida, Anisakidae.
AUGGGUCAAAGUAAGAAUCAUUCUCGAGCACAUCCACCGCAUAGCACAGCGGGAAGUCGACGAAAAACACAUGGCAAUUCUGAAAAUUCCAGUGACUCGCAACCGAAAAAGAGUGGUCGAAAAGGAACAAAGAGGAAAAUCCGGAAAAAAAAACAAACGUUACGAGAAGAAAUAGAAACUGCGAAAGAGAAGUCGACAAUAUCACGGCAUAUUCCACAUGGUAAACCACAAUCGAAACAAGAUGAAAAGGAUCAGAAAAAUGGCGACAGAAAAAAAACGCAACAUAGAAAGUUGACUAAAAAGGAUAGGCCAAAAUUAACGGAAGGCACUGAAAUUCGAUGUAAUGAGGGCAUAUAUAUAAUUCAACAGUUGUUAGGAUCUGGUGGGUUUGGUGAUGUCUAUAAAGCGAAAAAAAUAGGAACUACAGAGUUUUAUGCGAUCAAGACUGAGCUGAAUGAAUUCAAUGGUAAAAAGAUCGAUCGAUUGAAGGUUGUUCGACGAGAAUUCUUUUGA